Messenger RNA from Ornithodoros turicata, 1658 nucleotides. Its product is annotated as trypsin-7-like. The record is from RefSeq and is a predicted model, not a curated record. Gene Ontology annotation, biological process: proteolysis. The transcript is spliced from 8 exons. Bases 176 to 1198 code for a protein of 340 amino acids. Lineage: Eukaryota; Metazoa; Arthropoda; Arachnida; Ixodida; Argasidae. Gene Ontology annotation, molecular function: serine-type endopeptidase activity.
UCUCCUCGGAAAUGCAAAUGAAAACUGUUGGCCUUGAGUCAAAUAGCCUCGCAUGUACCGCGUAAACUGACGUGCGUGUAUUGUGUAUGACUGUGUCGUAAACUGACGAACUGCAAGCUAAAGCGUUGACUGCCUUGAUAUCUUCAAAGAGCCCUCACGCAGUUCGCGAGUGACAAUGUGGAAAAAGUUAGUGUGCGCGGUGCUAUGGACCUUCCUAAGCUGUGGAAACGGAAGUCUGCGUCGUUCUCGUGAUUUUGGCACGUGGAAAAGCGGUCAUAUCGAUGAUGGAAACGAGAAACUUGUCAACCAUGCAAACACGGAAGAUCUCACCAGAUAUGACAGCUGGAACCAUCAGAUUGCAACGGACAGUGGAAGGUCUAAAAGGCAUGCAAACAAAAGCACGCCGGGCACGAGUGGAAGUUCCUCCUCGGAGUAUCCCAUGCCGCCUGACCUCGUCAAACUGAGAAGCACUUGCGGUAUCGAAUCCCAAAGACGGAUUGCAGGAGGACGAGAAGCCAACUUGACCUACUGGGGCUGGAUCGCGGGCAUCCUUUACAGCGACACACACAAGCAGUACUGCGGUGGAGCCCUCAUCAGUAACCGAUACGUUGUUACAGCUGCACACUGCACUGACGGGAUGACGAUCUUCGACAUGAAAGUUUUACUGGGUGACGGCGACCUCAACAGCACUAAGGGUCAAAUUUUUAACGUCUCGCGGUUACGACAACACAAGGGCUACAAAAGGGACACCCUGGAGAACGACAUUGCUAUUUUACGACUGAAGUGGCCGGCCAAGUUUAACGAGAAUAUUCGUCCUAUUUGCCUGCCAACCAGCAGAGACGAAACAUUCUUUGGCAAAAAGGCCUAUGUAGCUGGAUGGGGACAUCUCUUUCACGGAGGACCUUCGAGUCCAACGUUACUGGAAGCUGAAUUAAGAAUCUGGAACAAUACGGAGUGCCAAGAAGCGUUUCCUCAGCCAAUAACUAACGCCUUCCUGUGCGCGGGAAACAGAGAGGGAGGAGGUGAUUCCUGCCAGGGAGACUCUGGAGGACCCCUGACAGUGAGAUCACAUCAUAAGAAGCAGUGGUUCCUUGUCGGUGUAGUGUCCUGGGGUGUAGGGUGUGGAAGGCCGGGAGUACCAGGCGUUUACACUAGGGUCACACAGUUUCUCGACUACAUUUAUCAGCAUGCUAUUUAACAGGCCAACGACCAUGCACCCAUUAGCGGAUGUGUCGUGUCACACUAGAAACAUGAUUAUCUUGCGGUGGACAUCAGGAAGCAGCGCAAUUGGACAUUCGGCAAACGCUCACCAAAACGUUCUUGCUGCAAUCCUUUUGCAAUGAAACUGCAUUUUCUACUUGAAGCCCUUUUACGUUUUGUGAAAGCGUAUGCUUUUUCGCACUGGUCAGGAGAUCCUAUGAAGCCACAGACUGACCUAACAGUGAUUAGUCCCAGUGACGAGUAAGUUACUCCACAAGAGGAACUAGAAGAAGUUAAGGUACUAUAGAAAGAAUCACUUAUCUUGCGAGCCACUUACGAAGUCAAAAGUUGAAAAUGAACUUGAAGUUCCCGAGUUAGUUCAGACCUUGAUGUCAGAAUGGGAGGUGCAAGAAGUUUGAUAAUACUUUUAAUACAAUAAAAUUAAUUAUGCCAAUAUU